Coprinopsis cinerea okayama7#130 is the source of this 693-nucleotide messenger RNA. RefSeq names its product SSM1. Bases 1 to 693 code for a protein of 230 amino acids. The transcript has 6 exons. Gene Ontology annotation, molecular function: nucleotidase activity. The record is from RefSeq and is a predicted model, not a curated record. NCBI's taxonomy places the organism in Eukaryota, Fungi, Basidiomycota, Agaricomycetes, Agaricales, Psathyrellaceae. Gene Ontology annotation, biological process: pyrimidine nucleobase metabolic process; nucleotide catabolic process.
AUGUCCAACAGCACUGGGAAUAAACACGAUGAGCGCCCGGUCGUCUGGUUCGACAUAGAUAACACUCUCUAUUCGGCCAGCGCAAAGAUCUCGCAGGCUAUGGGUGUCAGAAUACAUGAUUACUUUGUCAAUCUUGGACUCGGGCACGAGGAGGCCUCGGAACUUCACCACCGAUACUACACCCAGUACGGGCUCGCCUUGAGAGGGUUAACGCGACAUCACAAUGUAGACCCCCUCGACUUUGACAAGAAAUGCGACGGCUCCCUGCCUCUCGAAGAGAUGAUUAAAUACGACCCCAAGCUUCGAAAGCUUUUCGAAGAUAUCGAUAGAUCCAAGGUCCGCGUAUGGGCCCUUACCAAUGCUUUCAAACCUCAUGCGCUACGCGUACUGCGCAUCCUUAAACUAGACGAUCUGGCUAUGUCCAAAGCAGGUAUAACCGAUCCUUCCAAGUGCUAUUUCGUCGACGACAACCGGGCAAACGUGGAGGCUGCGGCAAAGGAGGGCUGGGGGCACUGUGUACACUUCUGCGAGAAGGGCCUUCACACCGUGGAAGGAGGAAAGGUCAGCCAAAUCGGCAACGAGCCCCUUUCUGAUGCGAGCCCCACUGUCAUCGACAUCUCGCAUCUGGAAGAGCUGCGAAAGAUUUGGCCAGAGAUCUUUAUUCAAGGUGAACCGGAACCAAAUGGGGUCUGA